UGGGUGUACCCUCUUAUUGGCAAGUACUUGAUUUCCAUGACUAUAAAAAGAGGGCAACUAGGCCAUGUCUUGUGCAAGUGCAUAGUUACACAUAACACAUUCAUACCAAAGACACUCCAAGAGUUAAGUAAAAUAAUGGCUAUGUCACCAAACAAGCGCUUACUCCUUGUUGCUUUUCUGUUGCUUUGCUUCAUCACCAUGACAGCUAGUGCCAGAAGUUUGCGAGAGAUUAAGGAUGAUGCAGUUAAGAAGAGUACUCAAACUAGUUUCUUUAAGCCAAACCAUGAAGGGGCAGAAGACAGCAAUGAUGAGUUGGAUACAAUGGAUUACACACCUGCAAAAAGGAAUCCGCCAAUCCAUAAUUGAAGUUCUUUUUCUUUUCUUCUUGUCUUAGAAAAGGAACCGAUAUUCCACAGUGCUUAACUACUCUGCAGUGGAUCUAUCUAGGACCUUCAUGUAUAUUGUAUAGAUAUUGUUUGAAGCUAGGAAAUCCACACUUAAAUUAUCGACUUGUGUUAAGAAAACACCAAUCUAUCUGUUGCCAAAUCAUAUAUUCAGAACUCGUGUAAAUGGUUUUUGAAGCCAUAAGAAUAUGAGGGGAGCAUACUAAUAAGAGUUUUCAAAAUUCAAAGUGUUAAGCAGGCACCAAAA
Messenger RNA from Glycine soja, 651 nucleotides. RefSeq lists its product as uncharacterized. The record is from RefSeq and is a predicted model, not a curated record. The transcript is spliced from 2 exons. Bases 37 to 366 code for a protein of 109 amino acids. Lineage: Eukaryota; Viridiplantae; Streptophyta; Magnoliopsida; Fabales; Fabaceae.